Messenger RNA from Liolophura sinensis, 2109 nucleotides. RefSeq names its product cyclic GMP-AMP synthase-like receptor. Bases 561 to 1844 code for a protein of 427 amino acids. The record is from RefSeq and is a predicted model, not a curated record. Lineage: Eukaryota; Metazoa; Mollusca; Polyplacophora; Chitonida; Chitonidae. The transcript has a single exon.
AUGUGAAAUCUCCGAAAGACAAGUGUAUCUCGAAUUCAUUGUGGAAUUAUUGCGCUAAUUUCAUCUACACCGGUAUCGGAUAUAGAGGGACGUUGUUGUGCUUCAUUAACACGACAACAAUGUGCCUGGCGUGCUGAAAUUUUAGGCCUACACAUUGCUGUCGUUGUUGUUGUUAUUGAUCAAGUGUGGUCUCACAUGGUGGGAACGUCGUAAUUGAUGUCCAUGUACAGCAGUUAGUGAGAUCAGCGGACUUUCCGUGUUCUGGUUAUUUUCACUUUCACAACGGAUGGAAAUAAUUGUGGCGUAUAGAGGCUUACUACAGAUAUAUUUGUGCAUCGCCCUCUGGAACAGACUAAUUGGAAAUACAGUUUUCCAGUCGGUUGACACAGGAUUCCACCAGGAAUAUUUAGACACGCUACUAAAGCUGUAUAUUGUAUCAAGCAUAGUAGCAUACCGUACGCAAUUUCUUCUCUUCACAAAUAUCGGUGAAUUUUACAGCCUGUGUGUAACUGACUUCAAUGAUUAAGUUUACAACUGCCCAGAAGAUUUGAAAAAUCAAGAUGUCGAAAGACUGUGAAAUUUUAAACAGAUUUCUUGAGGAGAUUCACGAAGAGAAGUGUGUGUUUAAAGUUUCCAAGGAGGUCGUGAAUGAUUUAAAAGAGGCUGUUGAGGAACUGGUGAGAAAACUUGUGCAUAAAGUUUCCUUCGCAACGGCGUAUCCCUUGUUCAGCGGGUCGAAGAUACUGUCUCGGGGUAGUUUCUAUGAGGGGACAAAGGUAGAGGAACCCAACGAGUUUGACUUUCUGGUUGAACUUGACGUGUUAUCUCAACCCGGUCGUGUGGAGUUCCGCAGUGAAUGUCCCGACUGUCCCGGCUACACUCAUGUCCUGUUUACUGACCCCGAACUUAAAAGAAUGAACGCUGAGUUAGAAAGCUCACCCAAAGAUAAUUUUUUACGCCCUUACACAAUAAGCAGUUACUACCGACGCUGUCUGCAAGAAGCAUACAAAAAACUUUUCACGGGCAGUUGGAACUGGGUGCAAAAUGUGAGAAUUGACAAGGGGUGCGGCUUUCUACAUCAACAUGAGCACAUAUCAAGCAACUGGGGCCCCAACACUUUACUGCAGUUAGUAUGGACAACAAAAACACUUCCUGACGACGACAUUUUGAAAUGUAUUACACUAACUGUGGAUAUAACACCAGCAAUCGUCUACCGUCCGCCAGAGUGCAAUCCAGAAGGCGAAGGAGCAGACAAACACUGCCAUGUGGUACCGGGUAGAAAUGAUUAUUGCAAACAUGGUUCAUCAAUUAAAUGUUGUUGCUGGAGAAUUUCUCAUUCGUCGAAAGAAACAGAAAAGAUGAAAAAUCUGAGCGACGUGCACAAGAAGAUAUAUAAAAUUUUCAAGGUCGUUUGCAGGAGGCAGUACGGCAGUUUGAGGUCGCUAACAUCGUAUAUGCUUAAGACGGCUGUUCUUCAUCACACGGAUAAGUGUGACAGUAAGAACAGUAUUGGGGCAUGUACCAUGGAGAUACUAGAGGAACUCCUGACGUUUGCACAACAGGAAUAUCUUCCAGAUUACUUUAUUCCUGAGAAGAACGUUUGGGCAAAAAAUCAUGAAAACAAGGUUACCACACCAUUUCCCAUUUUACAAAAGCUAAUUUUGGAAUUUAAAAGCAUUGCAGGCUGUGCCGUGGAGGAUUAUGACUUUGAAGAAUUGUUUGGCUAUUUUAAAAUGUUGAUGGAAGAGUUUGCUAGAAUUGAAGGUACCCAGUUGUUUGUGCAGUAUGUCACAUUACCAGGGUCAGAUGGAAACAGUACUCUAAGCGCCACAAGCGACCAAUAAAAACAAAACUGACCGAAGAGGCUUCAUGGGUUUAAAUGACAGUAGUAAGGAAGCACAACUAAUUAACAUUUAAAAGAAAUAUUCUUAGAGAAGCCCUUUAAUGUGAUUUAGAUGAGCACAUACAUAAAUAUUUUGUGUUAGUGGAGAACGAGUUAUUCUACGUUCCUCAGGGAUAGAAACACUUUGUUUACGGAUAGAAAUACUUGUUAACCUGCUGAAAUGAAAAUGGAGUUAUGUCCCUUAAUGAAACGAAAUAAAACAGUGU